This is a messenger RNA of Microthlaspi erraticum, 990 nucleotides long. NCBI's taxonomy places the organism in Eukaryota, Viridiplantae, Streptophyta, Magnoliopsida, Brassicales, Brassicaceae. The record is from the annotation of a GenBank genome assembly.
AUGUCUAUAUCAAUUGGGUUUGGAUCUUCAAUUGGUUCGUGCUUCAACGCACCAACCCAUCCUCUUCGAAUCUUGGCAAGCCCUAAGAACACCACUAUCAAGUUGAGAACGACAAGUAAAAGAUUCUCCUUUAGAGUUUCCGCUGUUUCGUAUAAGGAAUUCCCCGAGUCUGCUCUGCAAGAAACCAGGAAGAAGGUCCUUCUUGAGCCUUCACUUCUCCAGGAAAAGUAUAGUAGCAUAACAGGAUUGGAUGGUCAAACCCAACUUGAAAUGCUUGCUUUCAAAUCUCCAAGGAUUAGGCUUUUGCGGAGCAUGGCUAUCGAGAACCAGACAAUGCAGGUUUUUGACUUUGCUGGUUUCAUGGAGCCUGAGUUUGAUACGCCCAUCUUCUGUGCUAAUUUCUUCACAUCUGUCAACAUGAACAUAGUGGUCUUGGACCUAAAUCCUUUGCAUCAGUUGUCUGACCGUACAGAUUACCAAGAGAAAUAUUACAGCAACAUAAUGUCCAUAUAUCCAAAAUAUGCUGAGAUUUUCCCAUGGGGAGGAAAAUUGACUGGUGAGUCCAUAAAGUUCUUUUCGCCAUUGGUGAUGUGGACCAGAUUUUCGUCUAGCCAAGAAAAGCAUGAUGCUUUGUUCUCUGCCUUCCUCGACUACUAUCAGGCAUGGCUUGAGAUGACAAUCCAAGCUACGGAGGAGAUGGAUCCAGCUCAGGUGAGAGUUAAUCGUGAAGCACAGCACAAGUACUUGACAUGGCGAGCACAAAAGGAUCCUGGACAUGGUCUUCUUAAGAAACUAGUCGGUGAAGCAAAGGCAAAGGAGUUGCUGAGAGAUUUCUUGUUCAAUGGAGUGGACGAGUUGGGCACAAAAUCAUUCAUUGAUUACUUUCCAGAGUACCAAACCGAAGAUGGAGCUGUGAGUGACAAACGAAGCAUCAUUGGGAGGUCUUUUGAAACUCGUCCUUGGGAUUCAACAGGACACUUUAUCGGCUAA